AUGCCGAACAACGCUGAGCGUACCUACAUCAUGGUGAAGCCCGAUGGUGUCCAGCGUGGCCUCGUCGGCGAAAUCAUUGCUCGUUUCGAGAAGCGUGGCUUCAAGCUGAUCGCUCUCAAGCUGGAGCAUGCGACCAAGGAGCAUCUCGAGAAGCACUACGCCGACCUCAAGGACAAGCCCUUCUUCCCUGGCCUGAUCAAGUACAUGGCCUCCGGUCCCGUCGUCGCGAUGGUCUGGGAGGGUCUUGAUGCCGUCAAGACCGGCCGUGUCAUGCUCGGCGCGACGAACCCCCUGGCGUCUGCCCCCGGCACAAUCCGUGGCGACUAUGCCCUUGCCGUUGGGCGCAACAUCUGCCACGGCUCGGACAGCGUCGAGAGCGCUGAGAAGGAGAUCGCUCUUUGGUUCCCUGAGGGCGUCAUCCAGCACACGAUGGCCUCCGCUGAGUGGGUCUUUGAGUAA
Molecule: messenger RNA, 459 nt
Organism: Dacryopinax primogenitus
Lineage: Eukaryota; Fungi; Basidiomycota; Dacrymycetes; Dacrymycetales; Dacrymycetaceae
Product: nucleoside diphosphate kinase
Exons: 4
Coding region: 1-459 (152 amino acids)
Biological process (GO): CTP biosynthetic process; UTP biosynthetic process; GTP biosynthetic process
Molecular function (GO): nucleoside diphosphate kinase activity
Source: RefSeq, a predicted model, not a curated record